AUGACUUAUUCAAUAUUUAUUUAAACUCCAGAAGGUAAUCAACUCCAUUUCAGAGGAUCUGAAAUUAGUGAUAUAAAGGUUUUUGUAGGUCACGAACUUGGAAUUCCAGAAGAUAUGCAAAAAUAUCAUAUAGGUGGGAGACUGUUGUCAAAUAUUUCUCAAUUGAGUGAUUUAUGUACUAUAACUCUGUUUUUGGGAUUGCAAGGUAAGGAAAUCAUCAAUAUUAUUAGGUGGUAAGGGUGGUUUUGGGUCAUUAUUGAAAAAUUAAGCUUAAACUAGAAGAAAGAUUAUCAAUUGGGAUCAAUCCAGAGAUAGAGAUGGUAGAAGGAUUAUUAAUUCUAAGAAUACAAUCAAUUUAAUCAACUAUUUCUAGAAUAAAAAGGAUGAGCCAACUAAAAUUAAGAAGGAAAGGGAUUAAGUUGAAUUAACUUAAGCAACAUUAAAAGCGAAUGAAAGCAAUAUCAAAUUGGAUUAGGUUUAUAUUAGAAGAAACUAAUAAAACGAAAAGAAUAUUGAGAAUUCAAUAUAAUAGGCAAAAGGUAAUUACAAGGCUAGGAAAUAAGCAGAAAAAGUAAAGGAAAAGGUAGAACUUGAUUUUUUGAAUGAAAUUGAUUAAUUUUUAGAAGGUGAAAAAUUAGAAUAAGAAUAAUAAAACAAUACAGAUGAACAAAUGAAUAAAUCAGAAAGUGUUGGAACUGAAGAACCUGAAAUAUUAAAGAAAGUUAAAGUUUGA
Paramecium octaurelia is the source of this 733-nucleotide messenger RNA. NCBI's taxonomy places the organism in Eukaryota, Ciliophora, Oligohymenophorea, Peniculida, Parameciidae. The record is from the annotation of a GenBank genome assembly.